AUGGUGCUGAAAAUCAGUUCAAAAUUUGAAGUGAGGCGAUUUUGCCGUACAACGGGUGCUGUCGCAAUGUUGAAGCUUUGCCAGCCUAACCCAGAUGAUCUGGGAUAUGUGACUCUGUCUCGGUCGAGGAAAUUGCUGGUGUUAGGGUAUGUUAAAAAUAUUUCCAUGGACAUCAGUGUUUUCAGAGGCAAGGUCAUUGAUGUAAUUGCAGCCAACACGAAUGACAUGGGGCCUUUGAGCCUUGAUUUCUUCAGAAAAAACAAUUUGUCAGCUUCAUGGAAAGUCAUUGGGGAAAAGACUUCAAUUACAGAUAAGAUAAAUUUUACAGCUGUAGAUACUAGACAAGAGACACCUAAGGUUAAAGUGGAUGUAUCUUCAGGUGGUGAUCAUGCUCAACUUGUUGAUCCUGCAAAACUAGCCCGACGGGUCACUGUUGUGAAGAACGAAGAAGGUGGUAACUCUGUAUCUACUGUACUUCUACGAGGGAGUAUUGACAGUAUAUUAGAUGACCUGGAAAGAGCAGUUGAUGACAAAUUGAACACCUACAAGAUGUCCAAACCGUUGGAAUUAGUAUGCUAUAGCCUACUAAAGAAACAAUGGUUUUGCAUAUUGGAUCAGUAUGCUAUAGCAAAAUUUGCCGAAAGCUUUGAGAUGGUGCCUCAAACGCUAGUUGAAAAUGCUGGGCUUAAUGCAAUGGAGAUCAUAUCUUCUCUAUAUGCUGAACAUGCAUCAGGAAAUACCAAAGUUGGCCUCGACUUGGAGGAAGGCCGUUGCAAAGAUGUGUCAACUCUUAAUAUUUGA
Molecule: messenger RNA, 801 nt
Organism: Prunus armeniaca (apricot)
Lineage: Eukaryota; Viridiplantae; Streptophyta; Magnoliopsida; Rosales; Rosaceae
Source: the annotation of a GenBank genome assembly